AGUCCCUUGAUUCUUCGGUCAAUGUCUAAGCCGAGGUUUUCGAAAAAUCACUCGCACCCUGGCCCUUAUGGUGCUCUGACGGUCUUUUCCUCAUUUUGCAAGUGGGGCUGCAGCCUUGGAUCUGCUCGAUUGGUUGCAGCAGCACAAUCGCUACCGUUCAGCUGGCGGUGGAUCUUCUAAUCUCCUUGUCUGUGCGCCAUCAUCAUAAUGUGCUCUGGGCGAGCCAUGCUGCGUUUGAGUAACUUGAGGAAUAGUGUCAAAUACACAAAGG
Messenger RNA from Xylona heveae TC161, 271 nucleotides. RefSeq lists its product as hypothetical. Lineage: Eukaryota; Fungi; Ascomycota; Xylonomycetes; Xylonales; Xylonaceae. The coding region runs from base 22 to 180 and encodes 52 amino acids. The transcript has a single exon. The record is from RefSeq and is a predicted model, not a curated record.